Molecule: messenger RNA, 4052 nt
Organism: Sesamum indicum (sesame)
Lineage: Eukaryota; Viridiplantae; Streptophyta; Magnoliopsida; Lamiales; Pedaliaceae
Biological process (GO): protein phosphorylation
Molecular function (GO): protein kinase activity; ATP binding; protein binding
Source: RefSeq, a predicted model, not a curated record
UCAAGAACCGUAAAUUGUUCUGCUACGAUAAACCCGAGAGAGUGUUGCAGCCUACAAAGUUACACAUAUACAAAGUGGUGAAAGUCUCCAUACUUAGAAAAGAUAAUAAUAAUAAAAGAUUGAAGUGCAGUCCCCAGCAACAGCAACUGUGCCUUCUCCAUCCACCUUUUCUCCUUUCAUUUUCUUGAAGAAAGAGACCCCAUCUCCACCACCGUUAACAACAAAUCCCACAAAACCAAAUCCUCUUUCUCUCUCUCUCUCUCUCUCUCUCUGCAUAUAUAUAUAUAUACAUAUAAAAUAUGUGUAUAUGUAUCUCUGCAUACAAACAUAGUGGCCUAGCUGGUUCUUGGAUCCGGAGAUUCUGGCACUUUUGGAGUAUAUUAUAUUCAUCUAUAUGUUUAAAAAUCCAUUAGCCCACAAGACAUGGUUUCGUUUUCCUCCCAAUAUCGCCUCUCCCUAGGCUCAAACCCCUGUUUUCUUUGCCCACCAGCAUUGAAGUUUGUAUCAUACUUCUUUUUUUUCUAAUGCCUGUUUAUCCAUGGCCCCUCUUCUUCUUCUUCUUCUUCUUCUUUGUUUCUACAUUGAUUUCUCCCUCUGUGUUCGCUCUCAGUCCGCCGGGGGAAGCCCUUCUUGCCUGGAAGAACAGCUUGAAGGGCUCGCUCGAGGUUUUAAACAAUUGGGAUCCGACUGACGAGACUCCGUGUCGAUGGUUUGGCGUUUCCUGCAACUUCAAGAAUGAGGUUGUGGAGCUGAAUUUGAAGUACGUUGAUUUGCUUGGAAAUGUGCCUUCGAAUUUCAACUCUUUGGAGUCUCUCAACAAGCUUAUCUUGUCGGGGACUAACCUCACCGGGCCUAUCCCACGACAGAUUGGCGAUCUUCAGGAGUUGAGGCUCCUGGAUUUGAGUGAUAAUGGAUUGAGUGGUGAAAUUCCUGGUGAAAUUUGCCGCUUGGUAAAGCUGGAGCAGCUUUAUCUUAACACGAAUCGGCUGGAAGGUGAAAUUCCUGGUGAAGUUGGAAACUUGACAGGUCUGGUGGAGCUGACACUCUAUGAUAAUCAGCUCAGUGGUGGGAUUCCAGGCAGUAUAGGCCAUAUGAAGAAGCUGGAGGUGAUCAGAGCUGGUGGGAACAAGAAUCUUGAAGGGCCCAUCCCUCAAGAAAUUGGAAACUGCACGAAUUUGGUGUUGUUAGGCCUGGCAGAGACCAGCAUUUCCGGGUUUCUUCCAGCUUCUCUUGGGAACUUGAAGAAACUCCAGACCCUCGCCGUGUAUACCGCGCUUCUUUCCGGCCAAAUCCCACCGGAACUUGGCGAUUGCACGUCCCUGGAAAACAUUUAUCUCUACGAGAACUCACUCACCGGCUCGAUACCAACUCGAUUAGGCAGCCUUCAACACUUGCAGAACCUCCUGCUCUGGCAGAACAAUUUGGUGGGCACUAUUCCUACUGAGCUUGGCAACUGCCGUCAAUUAAUGGUCGUAGAUGUGUCCAUGAACUCGUUGACGGGCGUCAUCCCGGAGUCUUUCGGGAACUUGAGCCUGUUGCAAGAGCUACAGGUGAGUGUGAAUCAAAUUUCAGGCAAGAUUCCAACUCAGCUUGGCAAUUGCACGGGUUUGACCCAUAUCGAGCUCGACAACAAUCAACUCACCGGCAGCAUUCCUACGGAAUUCGGGAACUUGUUUAACUUAACGUUGUUGUUUUUGUGGCAAAAUCGGCUGGAGGGUAAUAUUCCACCUUCUUUGUCUAAUUGUCACAUGUUGGAAGCCAUCGACUUGUCGCAAAACGCAUUGUCAGGGCCAAUUCCUAGUGGUAUUUUCGAGUUACAGAAUCUGAACAAGCUUUUGCUGCUGGGGAACAAUCUCUCAGGGGCGAUACCGCCUGAAAUUGGAAACUGUUCUUCGUUGAUUCGAUUUCGAGCUAGUAAUAACAAGCUCACCGGGAGUUUGCCGCCGGAUAUUGGGAGAUUGAAGAAUCUGAAUUUCUUUGAUCUUGGAUCAAACCGGUUAUCUGGGAUCAUUCCGGCUGAGAUUUCUGGAUGCAAGAAUCUCACUUUUCUUGACCUGCAUUCAAAUUCGAUAACAGGGAAUGUGCCGGGGAGUUUGAAUCAGCUUGCUGCCCUCCAGUUUCUUGAUAUUUCUGAGAAUAUGAUUGAAGGUACAUUGAGUCCGAAUCUGGGAUCAUUGAGUUCACUAACAAAAUUGAUUCUUGGACAGAACAGGCUCUCGGGUCCAAUCCCAAGUGAACUUGGUUCGUGUUCUAGGCUUCAAUUGCUUGAUUUAAGCAGCAACGAGCUUGAAGGUCCAAUUCCGGCGAGCUUGGGGAAGAUUCCGGCACUGGAAAUAGCUCUAAAUUUGAGCUGGAACAGACUUUCUGGUGGGAUUCCGGAGGAGUUCACAACAUUGGACAGGCUAGGGGUGCUGGAUGUUUCUCACAACCAGCUCUCCGGCGACCUUCAUUAUCUGGCCGACCUUCAAAAUUUGGUGGUUCUCAAUGUUUCCCACAACAACUUCUCGGGUCAUGUGCCGGAGACUUCUUUCUUCUCCAAACUGCCGCUCAGCGUCCUGGCAGGCAACCCCCAGCUGUGUCUUUCCAGCAACAAGUGCUCGGCCGACGAUGGCGGAGCCACUAGGCGCGGGAAGGCGGCGAGGGUGGCAAUGGUGGUAUUGCUCUGCACGGCAUGUGUGCUACUCUUGACUGCGCUCUACAUUAUCCUCGGAGGACGUGUUCGGGCCUACCUGGCCCGUGAUGGUGAUUUAGACAACAAGGACGACAUGGAGUUGGGGGGGCCGUGGGAGGUCACAGUGUACCAAAAGCUCGACUUGUCUAUUAAUGAUGUGGCCAAGUGUUUGACAGCUGUCAAUGUGAUCGGUCAUGGCCGAUCAGGCAUUGUGUAUCGGGCUAUAAUCCCAUCAGGGCAAACCAUCGCCGUGAAAAGGUUCCGUUCAUCGGAGAAGUACUCGGCCGCCACAUUUUCAUCGGAGAUUACAACGUUAGCCCGCAUUCGACAUAGGAACAUCGUUAGGCUAUUGGGGUGGGCCGCCAAUAGGAAGACCAAGUUGUUGUUGUAUGACUAUUUGCCUAAUGGCACAUUAGGCGCGUUGUUACACGACGGGCGAGGGGAGAGAGUUGAGUGGGAGAUUCGAUUCAAGAUAGCACUGGGAGUCGCUGAAGGCUUGGCUUACUUGCACCACGACUGCGUGCCGCCCAUCCUCCACCGCGAUGUUAAGACACAUAACAUACUCUUAGGGGACCGAUACGAGCCAUGUUUAGCUGAUUUUGGGCUAGCAAGGUUUAUUGAGGAUGAAAAUGCUGGCUCUUUUUCAGCAUAUCCUCAGUUUGCUGGAUCAUAUGGAUACUUUGCUCCAGAGUAUGCUUCCAUGCUAAAGAUUACCCAGAAGAGCGACGUCUACAGCUACGGUGUCGUCUUACUAGAAAUCAUAACAGGGAAACAACCAAUAGACCCCUCAUUUCCAGACGAACUACAUGUUAUUCAGUGGGUACGAGACCACUUAAAGAGCAAACGGGACCCUGUCGACAUCAUUGAUCAAAAACUCCAAGGGCACCCAGACACACAAAUCCAAGAAAUGCUCCAAGCCCUCGGAAUAGCCCUUCUCUGCACCAGUAACCGUCCAGACGACCGUCCCACCAUGAAAGACGUGGUGGCCCUAUUGAAGGAAAUUAAGCACGAGCAAGCUGGAGGCGAGCAAGGCCAGAAGCCCACAACUAACUUAUCGAAGGGUUCCGAUCUUUCAUCGUACUCUUCCUCAUCGGUGACCCCUGCUCAAUUGUUGCUUCUCCAAGGCUCGUCCAAUUGCUCCUUUGCUUAUUCGUCUUCUUCCACAAGUUACAACAAUAGGCAUCAAUAAAUCGAUCGCAACAAUACGUCUAUUUGUUAGGAGUAGGAAAGCAAUUUAGUUGGCAUUGUAAAGAGGUAGGAGCAUUAGUAUUCUAUAUUUUGAUUAAAAGUUCAUAAAAAUUUGGAGAAAGAGUCUCUAGCAACCUAUGAAACUCCAUUUUCGCUAUCUUUCUUUUGAAGUAGUAAUUCUUGCACAUGACCA